Molecule: messenger RNA, 4706 nt
Organism: Vitrella brassicaformis
Lineage: Eukaryota; Vitrellaceae
Source: the annotation of a GenBank genome assembly
GCUGUUGAGACGUGACCAUCUGACCAUCUGACCAUCCAUCCAUCCAUCCAGCCAUCCAUCCAGCCAUCCCUCAUUUAGUGCACAAUGUGCCUUUCCUUGACGUGUGUGAGUCUGUCCGUUCCUUGAAACGCCAUCGACUGUGUCCGCCCACUCCAUCCCUCUCUCCCCCCGUCAGUCGGUCAGCCAGCCGGUGUCCACUUCACUCACUACCAGAAAUCAACAAAUCAACCGUCCACUCGAUCACAGCAGGCAGUCGGGACGUACGUGAGCAGCCAUCCAUCCACAGCCAUCAGCCAGCCAUGCAGUAGCGAGACAGCCUCUACAGCGGACAGCCAGCCAGCCAGCCAGCCAGCCAGAUGGAUCUUACAUCCUCCUCGUGUAUCUAUCGUCUGCAGCCACCUCCCCCCACACCCUUCCCCUCUGCUGAACCGUCUGUCUGUCUGUCUGUCUGGUGGUGGCUUGAGGGGUAGGAGGCCCUAGGGGGUGGGAGGUGGGAGGGGCCACGAGGGACCGACCGGACCAUUGACACACUCUCACACAACAUCCAUCCAUCCAUCCAUUCAUUCGAACGAGGAGCAGCCAGCCAUAAGGUACACACACACGCAUGCAAGAAAACGCAAAUAACGAACAAACAGACAAAAAAGAACCGCCAUGGUGACCACCACCCCCCGCAGCACCCCACCAGUGAGUGCCCCUACCAACACACGACCAACCAGCAUGGUUCGAAGCUGUGCCUGGUCGUCUGUCUACUGGUUGGGCGGCUGUUGCUGCUGCUGGUGUUGCUGGUGCUGCUGGUGUGGGUGUGGGUGAGGGUGCUGCUGUGGCGGUGUGUGUGCCAUGGGCGGGGGCUGCUGGAUGCCCUGCUGCUGCUGCAUGGCCUGAUGCAGGGCUGGGUGCUGGUGUAGGUCCUUGACCAACACAUACUUGCCGGUGGCGGGGUCGGUCACCACGUGCUGCUGCUUCUUGACCAGGUUGACGAACUUGUCCUUCAAAUCAACGUACGUGCGGGUCGACAGGAACUCAUAUGCCUGUUGGCAACACAUCAACACAUCCAUCCACAAGGAUGAGCAGAGAGGGAGGGAGGGAGGGAAAGGGGCAACUUACGCCGAGUAUCUUGCGCCAGUUGCCAGCACCGAAACGAUUCAGACCCUCUAUCAAGUUUCGGACCUGCACACACACACACACACACACACAAGGCACACCAUCCACGCAGCCCGUCUGUGUAUGUGUGUGGUGUGUCUGUGUCUGUGUGAGGCGUACCUCCCAGUCUGUCCACAUCUGCCGCUGGCGUCGCUGGGUCUGCUCCUUCUGCGGCCGCGGCGGACGGAUGGGCGAACCACCCGGACGCACACCAGACGCCGGCGCGGGGGCCAAACCUGAGAAGAAGGAAAGGAAAACAAGAGACCACAACACACACACACAAGGGUGUGGCUGAUGGUGUUGUGUUGUGUUCCCUCCCCUCCCCUCCCCUCCCUCUCGCCGCACCUGGCACCCCCGGCAGGCCCGGGUGCAUAUGCAUCUGCAUACCGCUGAGGGCGUAGUGGUGCUGCAUCUGCAUCUGCAUGGGCAUCUGCAUCUGCAUGGCCACCCCCAUGUGCUGGGGGUGCUGCUGCUGCAUGGCCGCCGCCGCCUGCUGGUGGGUGUAGUGCGGGGCAACCACGUGGCCCAGCUGCUGCUGCUGCUGCUGUAGGUGCGCCGCCUGCAUCCCGUGUGCCAGACGGCUUGCGCCCAUCAGGUCGUCCUCGCCAGGCCCGGGAGUGCUCUCAUACCAACUGACCCAGCAGACACAUGCGAACGAGACGACGUGUGAGGUGUGGCGAGGGCAUGUGUGUGUGUGUGUGUGUAUGAGUGUGUGUGUCUUCCGUACCGCGCCUGCCGGCCCUGCGAGUCAGGCUCCAGUAGCGAUUUCUUGUACGGGAAACGACGCACACGCACCUGCCAACACACCCACAUCACCUCAAAUCAACCAUGUGGGUCGAGCGCCUCUCUCUCCCUCUCUCUCUGUGUGUGUGUGUGUGCAGGUACACUGAGAUCCUCGUUAGGGUCAUAUUCCUCCUCAUCCUCAUCAUGCCCACGCCGACGCUUCCCACCACUGCCCCCCACACCCGCAGCAGCGGCUGCUGCUGCAGCCGCUGACCAACCAACACACACAUACAAACAGAGCGACACACAUACACAGGGACACGUGUGAAAUAUUCACUCUCUGUACCUGAAGCUGCAGCAGCAGCAGCAGCGGCAGCAGCAGGAGCUGCGGCCUUGGUCUUGGGUGCGACGGGCUGUGGGUGCAGGGCGGGGUGGUGCAAGAAGGCCGGCAUGGCGCCUGAAGCACCGGCCAUGCCCAUGCCCAUACCCAUGCCCAUGCCGCCGCCACCACGCGGCAGGGCCUCACGCAUCUUCUCCAGGAUGUUCCGGACGCCGUCACGCUCAGCGACGCUGACACACACACACACACACACAGAGAGGGGUGAGGGAGAGAGGUGGUUGGUCGCUCACUUGUAGACCGCCCGGGCCUCCUUCUCGUCAACUGCAUUGAGGCCGAAGAGGUUAGACACAGAGAGAGCAAAUGAGAGGCCAGCCUGCCUGUGUGGAAAAGGACUCGGGGCGGGGGGGAGGGAGGUCACUCACCUUUGUCUUUGAGCUCGGGUCGUUUGCAGUCGAGUGCUAGGAAGAAGGGCUCCGCGUGGAUCUUCUGCUUCGGCUUCUUCUUGGACAGCCGGUCGCGCAACACGUCAGGACUACGACCCCCUGCACCGCCACCACCGCCCCCGCCGCCAUACUGACACCACACACACACACACACACAAAAACAGAGGCAGAUGACGAGAGUUGCUGGCUCGGCUCGGCUCGGCCCGGCUCGGUUUACCUGUCCCUCCUCGCCCUCUCCCUCUCCUUCGCCCCCCUCCUGGAAACCCUCGCCACCAACGCCACCAGCACCACCACCACGGAUGCCCAGGCCCCCUCCCGCCCCCCUGGAGCCCUUCUGCUUCUGCUUCUUGGCACCGCCCGCGGCUUCCUUCUCGCCACCGCCGCCGUGCAUCAUCUGCUGGAACUGCAGCUGUGCGUGUGGGUGUGGGUGUCCGGGCUGGUAGGCGUAGGGGUAGGGGUAGGGUGGCGGGGAGGGGUCUGGGUCGUUGAGUGGCAGGCCGGCGCCGCCACCGUUCUGCUGCUGGUGCUGCUGGUGCUGCUGGUGCUGCUGGUGGUGGAGGCUCUUGCGACGGCGGUCGACCUCUGCUGAGAUGGCCUGCGCCACGCCCUGACAGACAAGCAGAGAGAGAGAGAGAGGGAGAGAUCACACAGACACAUGAUGGUGUGCGUGUGUGUGGAAAGGGAGAUGGGUGUCGGUUACGUCGUAGUGGCCGUCGUUGAACACCUGCAGGACAGGCAGCAGAGGUGGAGCGUAUGGUGUGUGUGGGUAUGGGUGUGUGUGGGCAUGGGUGUGAGUGUGUGUGGGUGGCGACGUACUUUGCCGAGUGGCGAUUCGAUACGCUGAUUCAACGUCUGCAGGAAGGCGCGGCACGCCUCGCGCCACAUCUGACACACACACAGACAGGGAGAGGGAGAGGGAGAGGGAGAGGAAGUGGCAUCUUGUGCGCCAUCCAAGUGUGUGUGCCCACCUGUUCGCAUUCGACGUAGGUGUGGUUGACCUGCUCCUGAUGCUGCACCGCGUCGACGCCGUUGGGAGGCACCAGAACAGACAGCCGCUUAUACCUGCAGCCACCCACACAUCCCCCAACACACACACACACACACACACACACAAUUGUGGUCAACACGACUGGCGUCACACGUGUGUUCCCUCGCUGACCAUUCGUCCCUCUCGGCCUGGUCGUCGAAGGUGCGCUGGAUGCUGGCCUUGAGGUCCUUGUCAGUCAGCUUGCCGGUCGUCGCGCCCUCCGCAAACUCCUGCAACAUUCCCUGCACCACACACAGCCUUUUUCAGGCACCACACCGUGCCAUCACACCUUCCCCGAGACCAAAACCCACCCACCACACUGCAAAGACGUACCACCAUCUUAUAGCACCCCAAGAAGGGCUUGUACGUGUCUCCCAUCCCGGGCUUGCCCGCCACGUGUUUGGCGAGCAUCUGCGCCAGCUGCACCUUCUCUCCCAUGGUCCCCCUGCCCCAGAGACACAAGACACAUCACACACACACCCAGCCACAGGGUAAGGGUAUGGGUAUGGGUAUGGAGCCCUGUGGGUGUGGGUAAGGGUUUGGCAUGCAAGGAAAUCGGUCGUCGCUCACUCUGAGUCAGGCGCCAGCUUGUAGAGCACCCAUCGGUUCUCCAGCGCCCCAGCCGUCACGCUGCCGUGCAUCAGCUCAUGAGGCGAACCUGCAUGCCGUCAAAACACCGUCACACACAUCCCGCCCUCCCCCCUCUGUCCCUCUCACUGGCAAUGAUGCUCUCGGCCACUUUGCGGUCUUCCGACAGCUCGUUGCCGUACGCACCGACGUAGAACGAGUCCUCCUUGAGCACCUCGUUCAACGCCCACUCGAGCAGCGCCGUGGCUGGCGGGCUCAGCUGGCUCGCCGCACUGCUCUUGGCCUUCUCGCCCUCCUGCUGGCCUCUCGCGGUGUCGAUGCGCGCUCCUUCCAACUCCAUUCGAUCCAACUCGCGAAACUUAGACAAUUGACGACAAAGCACGCCUCACGUGGUCAUGCUGAGGGCGCACACACGCGCCUCGGUGGCUGCGGUGGUCCUCGUGCC